Messenger RNA from Acaulospora morrowiae, 990 nucleotides. The record is from the annotation of a GenBank genome assembly. NCBI's taxonomy places the organism in Eukaryota, Fungi, Glomeromycota, Glomeromycetes, Diversisporales, Acaulosporaceae.
AAAGGCAUUCUUCGUCGAGGAUGUGGUGGCUUAUUUCCAAGUGAGAUCUGUGGAUAUCCAGUAGAUGUUGUCGAGGCUCGUGCCGCAAUUCCCUAUGGUUGUUGUAGGUCUUAUUGCCUAAAUUAUCAGAAGAAAGUUAAGUUAGGAGCAAGUAUAGGAGUAACAAAUCCUCGGAAAACAUCUGGAACAAUCGGUGCUGUUGUUAUUGACAAGAAAUCAAAACGGCAAGGCAUCCUUUCAUGCGAGCAUGUAUGCAAGUUUGAUGAAUCAAGUACUAAAAAUGGUGUCACAAUCUAUCAGCCUUCGCAUAAAGAUUUGGAUGAACAGAAAGAAUCAUUUGUUAUAAUGGCAAGUAAUAAUGAUAAGUAUAAAGAACUUUCUGAAACAGCGUGCCGUGAAAUUGAAAAGGAUAGACAGGAUUCUGCUUUGGCUCGCUAUGAACGUGGCAUGCGAAGUAACUUCUUCUCUGAUACACAUAAAAAGAACUUCGGGGUUGAUGCUGCAUUUUGUAUUUUCACGAAUAAAAGUCGUACAUUAUGCCCGGAUCAAUUUUCAGUUUACCCGGAAUACUUCAACAGGGUUAAACUUCCCGAAAAUACUUGUCUCAAAGGCUUUUACACAUAUGAAGAUUUUGAUGACAUUGAUGAGAUCAAUGUCUUUAAAGUAGGGAGAGGAUCAGGUCUUUCUUGCGGAAAACUUAUUCCUUAUAGGUGUGCUAUUUCCUUUGAUAUUACAAACAAAAGCAUCGAUUUCGCAAAAGAACAAGAUCCAGGCGAAAUCUCACAAGCUCCAUCGAGUACCGAUUUGUCAGACAAAGUUUUCAUUGGAUACAUGAAGUCACCGAUUUUCGAAAAUCGACAAAAAUGUUACCCUACUGUGUGGUUUGAUCGGCAAUUAAUUAUCAAAUUCGAAUUUGAAGGAUUUGAAUGUGGAGACUCGGGUUCAAGUGUUGUGGACGAAAGAGGAAAAGCUCUUGGCAUCCUUCAUGCA